Molecule: messenger RNA, 2229 nt
Organism: Lolium perenne
Lineage: Eukaryota; Viridiplantae; Streptophyta; Magnoliopsida; Poales; Poaceae
Source: RefSeq, a predicted model, not a curated record
GUGCAGACGCGGGAUGUAUUUUGGGGUCUGCUACUGGCCACGACUUUUCGCAGAGGUUGAAUGAGACGCAGCUACCUUGUACUUGACGACGGCAACUUUUGUUCCUUCUCCAUCUCUCCCUCUUCUAGUAUUCUAUUCUCUUCUGUUGCCCUGAUUAAAAUUAUUGAUUUUUGCUAGUCCUCGUCUGGUCCAGGUACGAGCUGGUGCCUGGCGGGGUGGCGGCGGCGGCCAAAUCAACGGAUUUCUCCUCUUGAAUCUCCGCCCAACCUUCCUUCAAUCCCACCUCCAUCUUCUUCCUCCUGUCCAGUUCCCUCCUCAGUUCUUUCCUUUCCCUUGCUUCAAGGUGGCUCGAUCUAGCCGUGGGAAUUCAGUCCCUGGCUUUUGAGUCAUGGGAAGCAAAUUCAAACCAGUUGGGCCAAGAUUGUAGGCUUCUUUGUCCAGACACCUUCAACUUCUGUGGCCUAGAUUGAACAACCAUCAUCUCCAGUUUCCGAAAUAUGGUGGUGGCUCCAGAUGGUGGUGGUAAUGAGAAGAAACCUGAUGGCGAGAUACACGAAGAAGCCGCAGGAGGACCCGGGAACAUCAACGUGAAGGAUCACAUAGCACUCUACUUCAGCUCACCCAAAGCAAAUGGACACGCCUUUGAGCAGCUGCAGGAGACAUCCUACCGGUUCACGCCAUUUGAGGUGCCGUCCUCCAACCUGCAGCCAUCAAGCUCCCCUUCCUCCUCGUCCAGGGAGAUAAUGCUCGGCGACCAACGAAACGGCUCUUCGGGGUCCUUCCGCUCGUCUCGAAGGUCCUCGAGGCGCUUCGCGAUACCUCUGGUGAAGAAGAUCGACUGGGGAUCCUUGUGGGGCAAGUCCAAGGUGUGGAUCAGGAACCCGGUGAACAUGGCCCUCUUCGUGUGGGUUGUUGCUGUUGGAGUUUCAGGCGCCAUCCUCUUCAUGGUGAUGACAGGGAUGCUGAACCGCGUUCUGAACAAGGCUCAGAAGGACACCUGGUUCGAGGUGAACAAUCAGAUACUGAAUGCUCUGUUUACCCUCAUGUGCCUGUACAACCACCCGAGACGGUUCUACCACCUGGCCUUGCUGUGCCGGUGGCGAGCCGCCGACAUGCUCGCGCUCCGGGAGAUGUACUGCAAGGAUGGGACUAUCAAGCCCAACGAGAGGAAGCACAUGAUGGUGGUGAUCCUGCUGCUUCACCUUAACUGCUUCGCACAGUAUGCCAUGUGUGGCCUCAACCUGGGCUUGCCGAGGAGCAGGCGUCCGCCAGUGGGCGUCGGGCUGACAAUCUCGGUGGCAAUAUGUGCGCCGGCGGUCGCUGGCCUGUACAAGAACCUCAGCCCUCUCGGGAAAGACUACGAGGCACAGGCCGCCGAUGAGGAGUCUGGUUCGCCGCAGCUCCAGAGAAAGACCAUCGAGAAGCGGUACUCCUUUGCCAUGCACAGUGUCGUCUUCGAGCAGGAAGGUGCUGCGUCGUCGUCUACGGAGCUUAACCCGGUGUGGAAGGGCGGCGUGUUCGACCUGUGGGAUGACAUCUCCCUCGCCUACCUCUCCAUGUUCUGCAGCUGCUGCGUGUUUGGGUGGAACACCAGCCGGCUCGGGUUUGGCAACAUGUACGUGCACACCGUGACCUUCAUCCUCUUCUGCCUGGCCCCAUUCUUCAUCUUCAACCUCGCGGCGAUCAACAUCGACAACGACGGAGCAAGGGCCGCGCUUGGUCUCGGCGGCACCCUCCUCUGUGUGCUUGGCCUGCUCUAUGGCGGGUUCUGGAGGAUCCAGAUGCGCAGGAGGUUCAGGCUCCCCGCCAACCAUUUCUGCUGCGGCAAGCCGGACGUGACCGACUGUUUCCAGUGGCUCUGCUGCUGCCCCUGCUCUCUUUCUCAGGAGGUCAGGACGGCCGAUGCCUACCAGAUUGUGCAAGAAGAUAGGAUGCAACGCCACCAUCGCAGAGACGAUGAUUCCAACUCGCAGGUCCACAUGCCUAGCCAUGGUGAUGAUGUGCAGCAGCAACAGCCAAUGAGGUUUGCAGGUGUUCUCGUACCAAAUGGGGCCACUAAUACCAGUACCAACACAAUACCACCUGCUGUACCUGUAGUUAUACAUAAAUAGAUAACAACUUGUAUGGUUAGAUAAAUCAGUAAACUUAACUUUACAGAUCUCACAGUAAUUCAUUGUACAUUUAAGAGGAUAAGGCUUCUAAAUAUUAUUAGAGUAUAUACCUUGUUCU